AUGUCUGAAGAAAAUGUUGUGCUGCAGCAGAGAGAAGCAACAGCAGCAGCAGCAGCAGCGGCUUCUCCUUCCCUAUUCUGUUACAUACGCAGCAGACUAGGAUGGCUCAGUGAGCCCCAGCAGCUGCAGUUGCAGCAGCAGCAACAGCAUCCGCAGCAACAGGACGAGCAGGAGGAGGAGGAUCCGCAACAGCAACAGCAACAGCUAUUGCAGCAGCAGCAGCAACAGCAGCAGCAGCAGCAGCACGAAGAGCCCUCCCGUUUCGUCUGCGUGUUCCAUGACUGCCUUCCUCAUGACGGCGACUCCUCUCCACCGCCAGCAGCAGAGACAGCAGCAACAGCAGCAACAGCAGCAACAGCAGCACCAACAACAACAGCAGCAGCAGCAGGAGGAGCUGUGCUGCAGGGGGUUGGGGCUUUUUUACCAGGUGUAUCUUUAUCUCUUUCUUUAUUUUCAUCAGAGCUUGCUGCUGCUGCUGCUAUUAGUGCUACUGUUGCUGUAGCAGGACUUGCAGGAACUUUGGUGGGGGGAUGGGUUGCGGAGGCACUUGAAGGGAGAGCUGCUGCUGCUGCUGCUGCUGCUGAUGCUGCUGAUGUUGCUGCUGCUGCAUCUUUGCACUGGCCAAGAAGGCUCGAAACAACACUAACAGCAGCAACAGCAGCAGCAGGAGAAACGCAGCCUACAGCAGCAGCAGCAGCAGCAGGAAAACCAUGUGACUCAGCAGCAGUACAGCCGAAUUCAGAAAUGCAGCAGCAGCAGCAAGAGCAGCAACAGCAGCAGCAAGAAGGCCACAUGCUGACGCAGGAUUCCAUAAGUCCUGGCGCACCUCCAUGCAUCAAAGCAGCAGCAGCAGUAACAGCAGCAGCAACAGCAGCAAGAGCAGCAGCAGCAACUGACCGCCUGGAGCCGCAGCAAAAAGAAUUUGCUGCCUUUGCAGAAGAGAGAAGCAGGCUGCUGCGGCUGCAUGAGUUGUGCGGAGGUGCUACCUAUACAACAGCCUUCUCUGUUGUGUUUCUUAUUACUGCUUGCUUCAUGGUUAGCUUGUCUCUUGCUGUCCUUAACUCUGUGCCUUAUGAAAGCCGCUUCUUCGCUAAUGCAAUUUGCAUCUGUUAUAUGCAUGCAUUAGGAGAUGUGCCCUCUCCCUUCUUCUUUGGCUGGCUGAAGGAUUUCCUUGCACCUGCAUGCGCGGAACUCGGGCCCGACGGGAAGGCUACUGUGGAUUGCAUGAACGAGAGCAGCGGUUUGCGGUUGACGUUGCUGUGUAUGUACACCCCAAUAAUCCUCAUGUCUUUAGCUGUAUUUGCUGCAAAGUCUAAAGGAAAGGAUAUGCUGCUGCAGCAGCAGCAGCAACAGCAGCAGCUGCAGCAGCAGCUGCUGCUGCACUCAGUCAUCUUUUCGGCUAUCACAGCAAACGUAACCCUUUUUCUUUAG
Messenger RNA from Eimeria maxima, 1431 nucleotides. RefSeq lists its product as hypothetical. Gene Ontology annotation, molecular function: transcription coregulator activity. Gene Ontology annotation, biological process: regulation of transcription by RNA polymerase II; transmembrane transport. Gene Ontology annotation, cellular component: SWI/SNF complex; nucleus; membrane. Bases 1 to 1431 code for a protein of 476 amino acids. NCBI's taxonomy places the organism in Eukaryota, Apicomplexa, Conoidasida, Eucoccidiorida, Eimeriidae. The transcript has 8 exons. The record is from RefSeq and is a predicted model, not a curated record.